AUGAAAAACUUUGAAGGUCAUGCCCUGCCAGGGUGUUACUUCCUGACUGUUGGGGUCCUGUGGUCUGUGAAACACCCCAUCAAGUAUCUCAUGCAGAGGAAGAAUGAAAACAUUAGCAAGUAUAAGUGGUACCAGUAUCUUGAGCUCCUGGAAGGGCUGGGCAAAGUUAUCAUUGCUCUAGUGGGGAUUCUUGCUGGACAGUUUAUUCCUGAGGGCCCCCAUCUGCAUCUCUACACUCAGGAUCACAUGUGGGUGGACCUGCUGACUUGGACACAUGGAACCAUGUACUUCAUCCAUGGCCUCGCUGGCCUAGUGGAUAUUCUCAUCCCCUUCCCACUUGGGCUGCCCCCAGGGCUGGAUCGCUUCAUGCUCUCCCAGGCGCUGUUUGUUGAAGGUUUUCUCUUUUAUUUUCAUGCCCAUCAUCGCCCCGCGUUGGAUCAGCACAUCCACUCACUCAUGCUCGUUGCCAUAUUUGGUGGUGCCCUCUGCUCCCUUCUGGAAGUGUUCAUGCGAGAUCACCCAGUCCUGGAGCUCUUAAGGACUACCAUGUUCCUUCUCCAAGGAUCCUGGUUCUUGCAGAUCGGGUUUGUGCUGUACCCACCAUGGGGCGGGCCAGGCUGGGACCAGGCUGAUCAUGAAAACAUCAUGUUCCUCACCAUGUGCUUCAGCUGGCACUAUCUAGGUGCUCUCCUCCUCUUUAUCAUCAACUACGCCAUCGUUUACUGUUGCAUUGAGAGAUGGAAGAAAUAUGGCAGACAGGGAAAAAUUGGGAGUUCGAUUUUCGACACGAGUUCCUAUACUCCCCUCCUACUGCGAACGGAUAACAUGGAAAAUGUUGACUCCACGCUGGAGUCUCUUCCUUCCUAGAAGCCAGGAGGAUUUUCCUGCCCCCCCAACAACAUGGGCUGCAGAUUUGUCACGGUGUUUAACGAACAUCACAGAGCGCUCAGACUUUUAGUAAAAGUCACAGGUUUAGGAAGAAAUGUUAAAGUUACCAGGGGGGCAUGUCAGAGUGGUGUGUUGGGUCUUACCCCUCGGGGAUGGAAGGCCCUUGGGGGAGGAUAGAGUCUAUCCCCGAAGGCUG
Messenger RNA from Dermochelys coriacea (leatherback sea turtle), 1084 nucleotides. Its product is annotated as transmembrane protein 45B-like. The record is from RefSeq and is a predicted model, not a curated record. The transcript has 5 exons. The coding region runs from base 1 to 867 and encodes 288 amino acids. NCBI's taxonomy places the organism in Eukaryota, Metazoa, Chordata, Testudines, Dermochelyidae.